Molecule: messenger RNA, 198 nt
Organism: Fusarium pseudograminearum CS3096
Lineage: Eukaryota; Fungi; Ascomycota; Sordariomycetes; Hypocreales; Nectriaceae
Exons: 2
Coding region: 1-198 (65 amino acids)
Source: RefSeq, a predicted model, not a curated record
AUGGUCAUUAGCGUUGCAUACGAGGGUCUCAUGACCAUCUGCAUUCCGCAAAGCCUGCCCACUAAGCAUGACUGGCCACCACCUGGAAAGCUCCAGCUUCCGCGACCGCUUCGCUCCAAGUGGAGGCGAUGGUGCCAGGGGCUUGAUGGUCUCCGAAUCCUCAGUCCUCAAGCAGAGCGUCAUCAACAUGUCGCAUAG